Messenger RNA from Penicillium manginii, 954 nucleotides. Its product is annotated as amidohydrolase family protein. The transcript has a single exon. The record is from RefSeq and is a predicted model, not a curated record. Lineage: Eukaryota; Fungi; Ascomycota; Eurotiomycetes; Eurotiales; Aspergillaceae. The coding region runs from base 1 to 954 and encodes 317 amino acids. Gene Ontology annotation, cellular component: cytosol; cytoplasm. Gene Ontology annotation, molecular function: hydrolase activity; carboxy-lyase activity. Gene Ontology annotation, biological process: secondary metabolic process.
AUGUUACCUUUAAUUGCCCUCGAAGAGCAUUACGCCUCAUCGGCAGUACGAGCCUCACAAAAGGUGGAUCGCUAUGCUAGCUUUCCACCCCAGAUCGUGGCCAAGUUGAUCUCGAUGGGCGACGAGCGGAUUAGAGAUAUGGACAAUGGCAAUGUGUCGCUGCAAAUUAUUUCACAUGGCCCGGGUAUAAGACCCCCGACGAUCUGUACAGCAGCGAACGAUGAAUUAUUCUCCGCCAUAUCCAAGAAUCCGAAUCGAAUGGCAGGAUUCGCGAUGCUGCCGAUGGACGACCCAAAUGCAGCCGCCUUAGAACUUGAAAGAUGUGUUCGUGACCUCGGCUUUGUCGGUACGUUAAUCGAUAACCACGUCAACGGACAAAUGUACGACGAUGAACGUUUCUGGAAGGUGUUCGAGAAAGCACAGGAGCUAGACGUUCCUCUUUACAUUCACCCUUCAUUUGCAGCCGACAAUGAACGAUACAAAGGAAACUACGACGACUCGAUAGCUAUGGCAUUAGGCGCAUUUGGAUGGGGAUGGCAUUCGGAGACAGCACUAAACAUCUUGAAGAUGUUCGCUAGCGGAAUUUUCGACCGCUUUCCCAAGAUAAAAAUCAUCAUCGGACACAUGGGUGAGAUGCUUCCUUUUCAAUUUGAAAGAGUGAUCACGAUCUCAGAUAAGUGGGGCAAAAAGAGAAACUUCAGGGAAGUUUGGAAGAACAACAUCUGGAUCACGACGAGUGGCAUGUUUGCACUUCCUCCGCUAUUGUGCCUACUCCAGACGACCUCGAUUGAACAUGUCAUGUACAGUGUGGACUAUCCCUUCUCUGCAAAUGAGACCGGGCUUGCAUUUAUUGAGGAGAUUCGCAGGAGCGGUCAAAUCACGGAGGGUGACUUGCAGAAGAUUGCUUUCCGCAACGCCGAAGAUUUACUCGGAGUCAAGACUAGCCGUGUCUAG